Messenger RNA from Closterium sp. NIES-67, 1949 nucleotides. The record is from the annotation of a GenBank genome assembly. Lineage: Eukaryota; Viridiplantae; Streptophyta; Zygnematophyceae; Desmidiales; Closteriaceae.
UCUGCUGGCACUCUCCUUGAUGAUGCCGAGAUUUUCACGGAGCCUUUUGGCAGGUGCCUUUCCUCACGGGCCAGUCGGACCCUAGUGCUGUCUCUUCGAUCGCGGACGGGCAGGUAAAAAUAGCGAGCUGCUGCUCGUGUUCCCGGCCCGCCUGGCAGUGCCUGAUUUGCGACCCGAAGCCGGGAUGGGUAGGCUGCUGUUUGAAUUAUUCGAAUCGCUGGGAAGUAGUUCCGAUAGGCCGCUGCGAUGUUCAUUUCGCAGCGAGCCGCCCAUUUUGUCGCAAGGGAGCACGCGAUCUCGUCGGAGGAUCGAUCUCGGGCAGCGGAAGUCAAAAUUCUCAAGCCGCUGCCUUGCUUGAACGUUCCGUGAGUUUCGAUUAGGCUGCAAACGCGUUUCAAAUGUUUGACCGUGUUAAGAUUUUUGAGACGGGCAGCAUGCAGCACCGAGCUCAGAGAUUCCCGGAGCCAGCGAUUCGGGCAGCAGUUCCUGAGACCUGGCUCCUCCCAUUCCGUCCCCCCUGCUGCUCCUUCCCACAACCCACAUCCUCUCUCCUCUCCCUCGUGCUUCCUCUGAUCGCCUCACCUACAAAUCCAGAGUCCCACCCAGACAUUCUCAGUGCCUCUUCAGUUUCCUCCAGUUUCCUUCAGUUUCCAGCGAGCUUGAUUGCAUUCAGUUCCUUCAGUUCUCAGCAAGCUCGAUCAUACACGGCUCAUUUCUGCUCGCCGGUUCUUGAUUACAGCUGAUACUCCUCUUUCAAGGCGUUUAGCUUCUCGGUUACUUCCUAGCUCGACCUCCACCAGUUUCCAGUUUCCAGGCGGUUCCAUGGCUUCUUGUUUUGAUGGUGGCCGCUACCCGACUUUCGCUGAAGCACUCGCCUUUUGGAUAGCUUUGCUGGCCUCGUCCUCAGCUGUGGCGGACUGCCCGACUUUCGCUGAAGCACGCCGCUUCUGGCGAAAUCGGAUCGCAUGGCUGCAGCGUCGGGCUCUGCUGCAGUCUUUACGACGACCUAGUAAGCUGGCGUCGUCCUCGCCUGUGAGGGACGGCCCGGCUUUCGUUGAAGCGUUGGGCUAUUGGCGAAGUCGGAUUGCAUGGCUGCAGUCUGGGUGUCAAGCUCCGCGGCCCACAGCUCCGUGGCUGGCUGCAGAGGAGGAAUCGCUGACCGAGGGGGCUGCAGAUGAGCAAAGGUCACGGAUUGAGGAGGUGACAGAUGCGGAGAGAUCACGGAUUGCGGAGGCUGCAGAGGACUUCCCUGAGAAGGUUGCGCCGAUUGAAUUCGAUCAGAGCAGUGACUGCAGCAGCGACGCCAGCAUGACCAGCACGGCUGACAGCAGCACCUUCAACAGCGACUACAGUGGUGACAGAUGCAGUGACAACAGUGACUACAGUGACUACAGUGGUUCAUUGAGUUCGUCCGCUGUGACAGAUGCAGCAGGAAUUGCUGCUGCGCUUGCUGCUGUUGCUGACGCAGCCGCCGCUGCUGCUGCUGCUGUUGCUGCUUCUACCGCUGCUGCUGCUGCUGCUGCUUCUGCUGCUGCUUCUACCGCUGCUGCUGCUGCUGCUUCCGGUGCUGCUGUUACAGAGGUAGCCAUGCCUGCUGCUGCUGUUACAGAGGUAGCAGCUGUGAAGGCUACUGCUGAUGCAGAGAAGAAGUCCGAUCACAAAUCUAAUGCUUCUGUGACUUGGAAGGAAGGCACCGUAAGCACGAGGCAGCGGGGGAGAGCUGGUGGUGUGGAAUGUGGAGCAAGGAAAGGCUCUGCUAGGGUGACAAGGGUGGCAGCAGUGAGGCAUCCACUGAGGCCUUGAAGGCUGCUAGCUAGGUGGAUAUUGGUUAGGUUAUUGUAGAUGCAAUGGUGAUGUGGCAUUGCCUGGUUGGCCUUGUACAUUAUUCCUGGUUUAGCUAUAGUGUGAAUUCCUGUAUUGGUAGCCAUGUUUUCCUUCACAUACAAGCA